UGGCAACACUGUUGCACGUCUGACAGCUGUCAAUUUCACAACAUUUUACUUUUACAACCGUGACUGUAUCAAACAAUUUGAAAAUUCAGGACUUCAAUUUAAUGCAAACAAAUUAUGGCCCAAUUGUGUAACGAAAAUAUUGCCAUCAAAGAUAUUCGAAACGGUCUGAAGAACAUCAACGUAGUCUUCAUCGUAUUAGAAGUAGGUCCUGCAACUGUAACCAAAGAGAACCGUGAAGUACGCACAUUUAAAGUCGGCGACCCUACCGCUUCAAUCAAUGUGAGCGUAUGGGAUGAACCGGGAAAGCUGCUGGUACCCGGAGAUAUUGUUCGUCUAACCAAAGGCUAUGCAUCAGUCUGGAGAUCUUGUUUGACGUUAUAUUCGGGAAAGAAUGGUGACAUUCACCGAAUUGGUGAUUUUUGUAUGAAUUUCAACGAACAACUGAACAUGAGUGAGCCGAACGUCAAUUUACAAAUAAAUCCAAUGGGGCCGGGGAUGACAAUGAACAAUGGCACACAGGGAAAUAGUAACAAUAAUGGUGGUCCAAUGCGUGGUGGUCCGCCUGUGUCAGUCAGUCAACCGAGUACCGUUGGGAAUGUUCAGACGAAGAGUGGAGUCGGAACAUUUCCAGGCAGAGAUACACAAAAAACUGGCAGUUCAUCGUCGUCGUCCUCCGGUGCGAAUACUGGAAAAAGUAAUCAAAGAGGAGGGCGUGGAAAUCAGACUAGGAGCAAUGUUAAAAGUGAUCGAAGAUAAUUGGAUUUUGGGAUUGUUUUUAACAUUGAACAUUGGGAGUGAUUUCGAUGAUGAUGGCAGCCAUACAACUACUGCAUCAUCCGCUAAUUAUCGUGGAAAAAUAAAUUUAUUUCAAAGACAAUGUCGAGAUGU
Molecule: messenger RNA, 888 nt
Organism: Bradysia coprophila
Lineage: Eukaryota; Metazoa; Arthropoda; Insecta; Diptera; Sciaridae
Product: SOSS complex subunit B homolog
Biological process (GO): double-strand break repair via homologous recombination; response to ionizing radiation; mitotic G2/M transition checkpoint
Cellular component (GO): SOSS complex
Molecular function (GO): DNA binding
Source: RefSeq, a predicted model, not a curated record